Molecule: messenger RNA, 648 nt
Organism: Paramuricea clavata
Lineage: Eukaryota; Metazoa; Cnidaria; Anthozoa; Malacalcyonacea; Plexauridae
Source: the annotation of a GenBank genome assembly
AUGAAAAAGAUUACAGUUUAUAUCGAAGAUGGAGAGACGACGGUGAAAUUAUUAAAUCCGUUCGUAUUAACCCACACGUCUAAACUUUAUGUGAAAACAGCCGCCGUCUUUUGGAAUUAUCAAAAUAUUCGAAAAGGAGACAACGACUAUUUUUCUAUCGAUAAGAAAAAAGUUACGUUGAAUGAAGGCUAUUGGAUCUUUAAAAAUUUACGAGAAAAAUUAGAAAGUCAUGGAUUAACCGUCGAAGAUUUUCCCGACGGACGUACCAAAAUUGGAUUCACAAAAAAUAUAAAAUCUUUAAAUUUAUGGCGACUCGGAGAUUUAUUAGGAUAUACCACAACUUUUUCCACAAAACAUAAAAGUGAUCGUUCCGUCGAUAUUUACGAAGGAUUACGUUACAUUACGGUCGGAUGUAAUUUAGCGAACCGAUCUCAAAAUAUAGAUUCUAGUGGAUUUCCUAGUAAUAUCAUCACAUCCCUUCCUAUCGACGGGACAAAACCAUUAUUUGGAACGACGACGAAAUACAAUGAUAUCGAAAGCGAAGUUUAUGCGGAUGCAGGCAUCUAUCACGAACUUCAUUUCUAUGUGAAAUCUAACGUCGAUGGAAUUAUACUGGGAAAUAUUUUAAUGGAACUUUACGUUAUAUAA